Messenger RNA from Pocillopora damicornis (cauliflower coral), 1789 nucleotides. Its product is annotated as protein phosphatase 1J. Gene Ontology annotation, cellular component: mitochondrion. The record is from RefSeq and is a predicted model, not a curated record. Gene Ontology annotation, biological process: protein dephosphorylation. NCBI's taxonomy places the organism in Eukaryota, Metazoa, Cnidaria, Anthozoa, Scleractinia, Pocilloporidae. Gene Ontology annotation, molecular function: cation binding; [pyruvate dehydrogenase (acetyl-transferring)]-phosphatase activity.
AAAUACGCUCCUUCGGCAAAUCCAUCUUUUAUUUUCUUUCCUGAAGAAGAGCCCUAAAUGUCCAGUUAAGGAUCCAACUAUGAGCUUACAUGGCAUCAAACGAAUGCUAAACAUUAACCCGGCCAGUGCGCUUGCCUACUUUACCAACGUGAACUCGGACAGGCGCUUAGGCUUACGUGUAUAUGAUGAUAUGUUGGAAGAAAAGUACAAGUAUCGAAGGCCUGAAUUUCUCCAACUGAACGAAGAAUCUGAACAAGCGGCAUCCGAUCAUGAUUCAAGAGCGAUUCUUAUGCCACACAGGGAACUUCCCUUGAAUGCAGGAUAUGCCGAGGCAAUAAAUGCUGGUAAAACGCCACAUAAAAAUGAAGAUCAAUCGGUGGCUGGAAUGUUCUGCUUAAAUGUCAGCAAGUUGACCCAGGAAUCAGAUGGUGAUGGAAGUCCAACCCAUGUUACACAGACCAAGAUCCCUUACGCAUAUUUUGGUGUAUUUGACGGCCAUGCUGGAUGUGGAGCAGCUCUGAUGGCUGUCAAUAACCUUCAUGUCCAUAUAAUGGAGAAGUUGCAUGGAGUAAAAGAAUUGUUGGCUUAUGAAAAUGAUGAAAAACUUGCUGCAGGAGAGGAAUUAUCUGAAGCUGUUAUCUCUUCAGUGACUAUUGAUAGUCUUGUGAUUGGAGUCUUAGAAGAGGCCUUCUUUGAAAUGGAUGAACAAAUUCGAAGAGAGAAAGUCACCUACAGGAUUGAUGGAGGCUGCGCAUCAAUUGUUGCCCUGUUUCUUGGAGAGAAGUUAUAUGUUGCUAAUGCAGGGGACUGCAGAGCAAUCCUAGUCCACAAGGGCAAAGUUAUUCCUCUUUCAUACGACUUCACACCAGAGACAGAGAGACAAAGACUUCAGUUACUUGCUUAUCAGAAACCCCAGCUUUUAGGAAGUGACUUUGGCCGGCUUGAAUUUCAGCAGAGGGCCAGGAAAAAACAUAUUGGUCAGAAGUUGCUUUAUAGGGAUCGACAUAUGACAGGAUGGGCUCUUAAGACGGUGACCGAGGAGGACACAAGAAAAUUUCCAAUGAUUAACGGUGAAGGAAAGAAGGCCCGCCUUUUGGACACCAUAGGAACAACUCGUGGGUUUGGAGAUCAUGAUUUGAGAGUGGCUUUCUGUAGCCUUCCUAUUAAACCUUUUCUCACUCCACAACCAGAGGUUCGGAAGUUUGACUUGUCUAGCUGUAAGCUCACAGAGGAUGAUGUUGUGAUAAUGGCUUCCGACGGACUCUGGGAGAGAUUAUCCAGUGAAAAGGCUGCGGCAAUGGUAAUGGAUACGUUUUCCAAAAUUCCAAAAGACGACAAAAGAAGGUACGUCAUGGCAGCCCAGGCCCUUGUUGGGGAUGCGCGAGGCACUCUGAAUGAAAAAGGUUGGAGACGAACCAAUGGCGAGUUAGCCUCGUACGAUGAUAUAUCGACGUUUGUGAUUCCCCUUAGUGAGUGCAGCAACGAAAUGGCUAAAUUCACAGUAGAGUACGAUACACCGACUGGGAAACCAACGCACUCCAUUGACAAUGAAGACGAUUAAAGCACUUUCCAGACUGUUUAAUAGAAACAAGAACGAUUUUUCCGCAUGGAUGAUUUCACCUUGUCGGUGAAAAGUUAAGGCGGAUUGAGUAAUAACACCAAUUAUAUUGGUCACUUAACCGAGGUGGACUGAUGACAACGUGGUUCACUCUGUCCGUGUGUGAGCGCGGUAUAAGUUAGUAAAACUUGCCUGUUUACGAUUAAAUCAUCAGGGGCGCUAUUGAAGUAA